Molecule: messenger RNA, 925 nt
Organism: Chinchilla lanigera (long-tailed chinchilla)
Lineage: Eukaryota; Metazoa; Chordata; Mammalia; Rodentia; Chinchillidae
Gene: Snf8
Product: SNF8, ESCRT-II complex subunit
Exons: 8
Coding region: 78-854 (258 amino acids)
Biological process (GO): protein transport to vacuole involved in ubiquitin-dependent protein catabolic process via the multivesicular body sorting pathway
Cellular component (GO): ESCRT II complex
Source: RefSeq, a predicted model, not a curated record
CGCCCGGACUUCCGGGUUGGGAACCCGCGGCGAGUCGGGCUCCCGGCGGCGGGGCGGCCCGCGGGCCCGGGGCAGGGAUGCACCGUCGCGGGGUGGGAGCUGGCGCUAUCGCCAAAAAGAAACUUGCCGAGGCCAAGUAUAAGGAGCGGGGCACCGUCCUGGCCGAGGACCAGCUGACCCAGAUGUCAAAGCAGCUGGACAUGUUCAAGGCCAACCUGGAGGAGUUCGCCAGCAAGCACAAGCAGGAGAUCCGGAAGAACCCUGCGUUCCGCGUGCAGUUCCAGGACAUGUGCGCCACCAUCGGGGUGGACCCCCUGGCCUCUGGAAAAGGCUUCUGGUCAGAGAUGCUUGGCGUGGGCGACUUCUACUACGAGCUGGGUGUGCAGAUCAUCGAGGUGUGCCUGGCCCUGCGGCACCGCAAUGGAGGUCUGAUAACUCUGGAGGAGCUGCACCAGCAGGUGUUGAAGGGAAGGGGCAGGUUCGCGCAGGAUGUCAGCCAAGACGACCUGAUCAGGGCCAUCAAGAAGCUCAAGGCACUGGGCACGGGCUUUGGCAUCAUCCCAGUGGGCGGUACCUACCUCAUCCAGUCUGUGCCGGCGGAGCUCAACAUGGACCACACGGUGGUGCUGCAGCUGGCCGAGAAAAACGGGUACGUGACGGUCAGUGAGAUCCAGGCCAGCCUCAGGUGGGAGACGGAGCGCGCCCGCCAGGUGCUGGAGCACCUGCUCAAGGAGGGGCUGGCCUGGCUGGACCUGCAGGCGGCCGGCGAGGCCCGCUACUGGCUGCCCGCGCUCUUCACCGACCUCUACUCGCAGGAGAUCACGGCCGAGGAGGCCCGCGAGGCCCUGCCGUGACCGUGCCGACCUCCCGCUGGGCCGGGGGCCCGGUUUCGUUUCUAGGAAAUAAAGUCUUGAGUUUUACUUUC